Acipenser ruthenus (sterlet) is the source of this 2309-nucleotide messenger RNA. RefSeq names its product G-protein coupled receptor 39-like. NCBI's taxonomy places the organism in Eukaryota, Metazoa, Chordata, Actinopteri, Acipenseriformes, Acipenseridae. Gene Ontology annotation, cellular component: membrane. Gene Ontology annotation, biological process: G protein-coupled receptor signaling pathway. The transcript is spliced from 2 exons. The record is from RefSeq and is a predicted model, not a curated record. Bases 917 to 2269 code for a protein of 450 amino acids. Gene Ontology annotation, molecular function: G protein-coupled receptor activity.
UUUUUAAAAAGCUUGUUGAUUUGCAUUACUAAUCACAAAUUGUUAGCUCUGCCUGUUUCCUGUUAAUGUGUUCACUCAAGUCUUAUCAUUCGAAAAGUUUCCUUAUGGCUUUUUUUUCUGGUAUCCGUCUUCUUAAUUCAAAGAGAAUUGUACUUUUAGUUCAUACUUGUUUAUAAAAAUACAGGAUGGAAGUACACCUCCGGAAUUGAAACUGCAGUCAUAUCAGUGCUAUUUAUUCUGAGUCAAACAGACUCAGGAUAUUUAUUAGCCUUUGACACUGAGCCUACAUUCUUUCUGUUAAAUGAUGCCCUUGUUGGCUCACCCUUGUACCAGUAUAGUACUGUCCUUCAAGGGACGAUCUCGAACUGUUCUCUCAUAUAACUUUGUUACCUAAUAAUAAUAUUCUUUACAAUUUAGUGUUGUCUCUCAAAGCAAAGCGACGACAGGGGGUGGCUUAGUCACUAUUAACCAGAACAAAUAGUCUUUGUUUUAAUACCUUUUGACUCCACCUCUACUUGUUUAUAUGAGUUGCAUACCGUACGUCAUGUCUGAGUCUGAAAAUCACACCAAACACAUUUUUCCUCAAGUAACUCAGAGUUCAGACCUCAUUGAUAAGAAAACAGGAAAACACGCUCCUGCCUUUUAUGGACUGUCGUUUAAUAUUUAACAGUGUCCAACCUUCUGUGUGGAAAUCUUGACUAAAAUCCAGUUAGAUCAUCUGCUUAACAAUUUACCGACGGGUAUGUACUGGUCUGGUUCACAGAAAUUGUGGAACUACAAAUGAAGAGGGAUGUUGCAUUGAUUUGGAGUUCUGAAAGUUCUCAGUGGAAACUAGUAACUAGUAGUGUGUUGCAUGAUCUGCUCGUACAUCAGAUAUUGCAAAUAGUGUUAAAUACAGGUGUGAUCUAAAAUAAAAAUGGAUAUGGAAUUGAGCAAGUGUGCUGAAUACUUCAACCAUGAAGUUGUGGGAGAGUUUGAGCCCAACAUGGCCAUCAAGAUCACCAUGACUGUACUCUAUGCUCUCAUUUUGUUGACUGGGAUCAUUGGGAACAGCAUUACUAUUAAAGUUACACAGGUGCUACUGAAGAAUGGUUACCUUCAGAAGAAUGUCACUGACCAUAUGGUAAGUUUGGCAUGCUCCGAUCUAUUGGUCCUGCUUCUUGGCAUGCCUGUUGAGCUUUACAGCGUUAUAUGGUACCCAUUCACAUCGGCUUCGGGGAACGCAAGCUGCAAAAUAUAUAACUUUCUUUUUGAAGCCUGUAGUUACGCCACCAUACUGAAUGUUGCGACUCUGAGCUUUGAAAGGUACAUUGCCAUCUGCCACCCUUUCAAGUACAAAUCCUUCUCAGGGUCCAGGACGGUCAAGCUCAUAUGCUUUGUCUGGCUCACAUCAGUCUGUGUGGCUCUGCCUCUGCUUUUCGCAAUGGGCAUUGAAGAUCCCUUGGAGCCCUUUAAAAAACCUUCUGAUUUACCUGCAGAGAAGGACCUCGUCACUGAAAAUCCCUGCAUCAAAAAGUCGAAUUUUACCAUCUGUACCAACCUGAGCUCCAUGUGGCCAGUAUACCAGUCCAGCAUUUUCAGCGCUUUCAUCAUGUAUAUUGUGGUCUUGGUCUCUGUCACCUUCAUGUGCAGAAAGAUGACGAAGACACUGAAGGGCAAUAAGAGUGGAGAGAGAGACAUGGGGUUCCUACCCAAACACGAGAGCCCCAAAGCCAAAGCAUCCAGGAAGCAAACCAUCAUAUUUUUAGGGCUCAUCGUUGGGACCUUGGCAGGAUGCUGGAUGCCGAACCAAAUCCGAAGGAUCAUGAGCGCUGCAAGGCCCAAGACAGAAUGGACCAGGGCAUACUUCAGGGGAUACAUCACACUGCUGCCCAUUGCUGACACCUUCUUUUACCUCAGCUCAGUAGUGAACCCGUUCCUGUACAACCUCUCCUCCAGGCAGUUCAGAGAGGUUUUUCUGCAGGUGUUGCGCUGUCGCCUGACCAUCGAGCACAUCAACAAGAGGACGCUGUGGAGGCACAAGGACACCACUGUCCGCUCCGGGCGCCCGCUGAUGCUGGCAUCCUUUAGACGCAGCCUUUCCUCCCACAAGAAACCCAAGGAGAGUACAUUCAUCACCUUUCAGAGCUCCACCACUGAAACCAGCACAGCGAGUCUCAAUCCUAGCUCUCCUGUUGAAAGUCCAGAGCUGGUCAAAAGUGAACAAAUUGCAGAGGUGACACUACAGACAAUACCUAAAAAAAACGGCCUUUGUGAAAGUUCUGUCUGAGCCUCUAAAUAACGAUCACCGUUAUCAAAGAUUGAAAAGA